Molecule: messenger RNA, 2718 nt
Organism: Rhodotorula graminis WP1
Lineage: Eukaryota; Fungi; Basidiomycota; Microbotryomycetes; Sporidiobolales; Sporidiobolaceae
Exons: 8
Coding region: 152-2647 (831 amino acids)
Biological process (GO): DNA replication; mitotic DNA replication initiation; double-strand break repair via break-induced replication
Cellular component (GO): MCM complex; nucleus
Molecular function (GO): single-stranded DNA binding; ATP binding; single-stranded DNA helicase activity
Source: RefSeq, a predicted model, not a curated record
GCCCGCGCAGGCGUCGACCCCGGCGGGCUCCCUCCCCGGCAGCUCGCCGCCGCCCGCAACGAGCGAUUUUGAGGAGGACGACGUCAUUGGACUCGGCGACGGUGACCUCGAGGACGAGGAGGAGGAGGGCGAGGACCUUUUCGACGACGCCAUGGGCAACGACUACAUCGAGAACCGCAAGCUCGACGCGUACGACGCGACGGGCCUCAACGACGACGAGGACUUCUCGGACGACGCCGACGCUCGCCGCGCUGCCGAGGAGCGCAUGGACCGCCGCGACCGGAGACAGCUUCGUGCGGCGGGUGCGGCGGGCGAGCGCAGGCGCGCGCGGAUGCCGGGCUUCCUCGCGAGCGAGGAGGAGGACAGCGAGGACGAGGGUCAGCUGCUCGGUCGCAGGAGGGUGCGCCGGCUAUACGACGAGCCUUACGGCGAUGACGACGCGGGCUUUGACGAGGAGAUGCCGAUCGAGCAGCUGUCCGACAUCCGAGCCGACUCGCUCGCCCAGUGGAUCGAGGAGCCUCGCACGCGCAAGACGAUCAUGCGCGAGUUCAAGAACUUCCUGCUCACGUACACGGACGACAACAACGAGUCGGUCUACGGUUCCCGCAUCACCCAGCUCGGCCAGCUCAACUCGGAGUCGCUCGAGGUGUCGUUCCUGCACUUGACCGACUCGAAGGCGAUCCUCGCCUACUUCCUCGCCAACUGCCCGUCGGCCAUGCUCCCCAUCUUCGACGAGGUCGCGCUCGACGUCAUCCUCCUCGCCUUCCCGCACUACAUGCGCAUCCACGCCGAGGUGCACGUGCGCAUCACCGAGCUCCCGACAUCGUACACUCUGCGCGACCUGCGCCAGAGCCACCUCGACGCGCUCGUGCGCGUGUCGGGCGUCGUCACGCGCCGCUCGGGCGUGUUCCCGCAGCUCAAGUACGUCAAGUUCGACUGCAACAAGUGCGGCGAGGUCCUCGGCCCGUUCUACCAGGAGGCGGCGAGCGAGAUCCGCAUCAGCUUCUGCAGCACGUGCAACAGCAAGGGCCCGUUCACGGUCAACUCGGAGCAGACCGUGUACCGCAACUACCAGAAGCUCACGCUGCAAGAGUCGCCUGGGUCCGUCCCUGCCGGUCGCCUGCCCCGUCAUCGUGAGGUCAUCCUCCUGUGGGACCUCAUCGACUCGGCCAAGCCCGGCGACGAGGUCGAGGUGACGGGCAUCUACCGCAACAACUUCGACACGUCGCUCAACGUCAAGAACGGCUUCCCCGUCUUCUCGACCGUGCUCGAGGCCAACCACGUCAACAAGAAGGAGGACCUGUUCGCGUCGUUCCGCCUCACCGAGGACGACGAGAAGGCGAUCCGGGCCUUGGCUCGCGACGAGCGCAUCGGCAAGCGCAUCAUCAAGUCGAUGGCGCCCUCGAUCUACGGCCACGACGACAUCAAAACGGCCGUCGCCCUGUCGCUGUUCGGCGGCGUCCCCAAGGACAUCAACCGCAAGCACCGCAUCCGAGGCGACAUCAACGUGCUCCUCCUCGGCGACCCGGGUACGGCCAAGUCGCAGUUCCUCAAGUACGUCGAGAAGACCGCCAACCGCGCCGUGUUUGCGACGGGCCAGGGCGCGAGCGCGGUCGGCCUGACGGCGAGCGUGCGCAAGGACCCCGUCACGCGCGAGUGGACCCUCGAGGGCGGCGCGCUCGUCCUCGCCGACAAGGGCGUGUGCCUCAUCGACGAGUUUGACAAGAUGAACGACGCCGACCGAACCUCGAUCCACGAGGCCAUGGAGCAGCAGUCGAUCUCGAUCUCGAAGGCGGGCAUCGUCACGACGCUGCAGGCCCGCUGCGCCAUCGUCGCCGCCGCCAACCCGAUCCGCGGGCGGUACAACCCGACGAUCCCGUUCAGCCAGAACGUCGAGCUCACCGAGCCCAUCCUGUCGCGGUUCGACAUCCUGUGCGUCGUCAAGGACGAGGCCGACCCGAGCAUCGACGAGAUGCUGGCCAACUUUGUCGUCGGCAGCCACCUGCGCAGCCACCCCAACUUUGACGCCGACACGGACGAGGUCAACGCGAGCGGCCUUCUCGACGCCGACCUCAUCCCGCAAGACCUCCUGCGCAAGUACAUCCAGUACGCCCGCGACCGCGUCAAGCCGGCGCUGCAGAUGAUGGACCAGGAGAAGAUCUCGCGCCUGUACUCGGAGCUGCGCCGCGAGUCGCUGUCGACGGGCUCGUACCCGAUCACGGUCCGCCACCUCGAGUCGAUGAUCCGCAUGGCCGAGGCGAGCGCCAAGAUGCACCUGCGCGAGUACGUCCGCAGCGACGACAUCGACCUCGCCAUCCAGGUCAUGGUCGGCAGCUUCGUGUCGGCGCAGAAGUCGAGCAUCAAGAAGCAGUUGCAGCGGGGCUUCCGCAAGUACCUGCGCGUCGCCAAGGACAACGACGAGGUCCUCGCGUUCCUCCUCGGCAACCUCGUCAAGGACCGCGUCCGGUACCUCACGGUCAAGAACGGCGCUCAGCCGGACAGCGUCUCGGUCCGGGUCGAGGAGCUGUCGCGCAAGGCGGCCGAGAUCGACAUCCACGACGUGCAGCCGUUCUUCUCGUCGCCGUUGUUCGUCAAGGUGCACCGGUACCAGCGCAAGGGCGACUCGAUCGUCAAGUCGUUCGUCUAGCCGAGCACGCCUCCCUCUCUCUCUCGUUGUCCUCGGUCGUCUCUGCGGGUCUGUAGCUCUCCCCCUCCCCC